Myzus persicae (green peach aphid) is the source of this 2165-nucleotide messenger RNA. Its product is annotated as SWR1-complex protein 3-like. The transcript is spliced from 11 exons. NCBI's taxonomy places the organism in Eukaryota, Metazoa, Arthropoda, Insecta, Hemiptera, Aphididae. The record is from RefSeq and is a predicted model, not a curated record. The coding region runs from base 205 to 1911 and encodes 568 amino acids.
UGGUUUAAAAUAGUAAUUUAUUGACAAAUACUAAUUUUAACUUCCGUAUUUCUUUGUGUCGUGUCUUCGUGUCUGACUCAGGCUAUAUCUUAUUCGACUUAUUCUUAUUGAUUUUGUGUUCUAAGUUUUCCAAAGAAAAAUGAUUGUUAUAUUAUUACUGUUUUAUUGUGCAUGAAUAAAUGACUAAUUUUAAAACGAUUUAUUAUGGAAUGUAAUAAGCAAUGUGAAAUAAGCAAUGCGGUCAUGAUUGAAUCUCUGGAUACUAUAAUUCAACAAGAAAGUAGGAAACUCGAAAUGGAUAAAAACACUGGGUUAUUGGCUAAGAAAUCAAAAGUCAUGAAGGUACAACAACAAUCGUUGAAAGAAAAUGAAAAUAUGUUCAAACAAAAUUUACCUAUCUUUAAAACUCUAAAAAAUCAUUCACCUGAACUGAAUCAGUCAUGUGACAGAGUGAAUGAAAUCGAAAGGUUGGCAAACUUAUUUACCCAAUCGCCUAGUUUCUUUACAAAGGAUAAUAGUAACAAUUGUAUUGAUGUCAAACAUAACCAAGUAUUAUUGAAGGACAAUAUGCCUAUAACAGCACACAAUGAAGUCAAUAAGUAUAAAGCUAAGCUAAUAAAUAGUAAAAACACAAACAAUUUAAUUUAUCCAGGUAUCAAGGUGAGGAGAAAUGUACGAUUUGGAGAAUAUUCACCGCUUAAUCCUGCCAAUCAAGUGGAUUCACAACCUUUCCUAGGAAUUGGAGAAUACGAUGAUAAAAAAAAAAAACUGUUAGAAUUACAAAGGAAGGAGUAUGUAGAAUAUUUAUCAAAGGUAAAACAAGAUAAGAAUACUUCAGAUUUACCAAAAUUAGCUGGUUAUUCAUGUGAAGAAGCAUAUAAAACUGCAAUGGAAAAUAACAACAGUUCUGACCUAGCAGAAAGCAAAGAAGGAUUCAAUCAGAAAGUCACGAUACAACGAUCUACUUUUAUAGAUGGAGCUGAAUCAUGUGCAUCUGAUGAAGAAAGGAAAAAAGAAACUAAUAGAUUAAAACAAGAACUUUAUAGAUUUGAUUUAAGUAAACAGAUAGAAGAGAAAAAAAGGUUGGAAUUAGAACAAAAACGUAAAGAUCAAUUGGAAGAUGAAGCCAUUGAAAGAAUGGCAAGAGAACAGGAAGAAAAAAUGAAGAUGGAGUUUGAAAAAGAAAAUGAGAAACGAGUUUUGGCUCAACUCCAGAAACAACUCCAACAAGAAAAGUUAAAAAAUGAAAUAAUGCAAAAGCAAAAGGACUUGGAAUCAAAAUCAUGGAAUAUGCCAUCUGAAACUGUCUCCCGGCAAUUAUCAAAACACACAUCAAGUCGCCAUGAAUCGUUUGAAGACAAUGAUACAGAAGAGUUUCAGUGCCCUCCUCAGAGUACUUUUGACAAUGUACCUUUACCAACUACACGUGUUCGAGCUCCUAGAAAAAUAGUGUAUGAUGAAGAUGACAAAUCUGUAAACAGAAAAACUUUGAGAGAUGUUUCAUGCAACACGGAUACAUUUAAAAAUCCAUGUAUGAACCAGAACAUUUCCCCUCCAGGAAUGAGUCAUAAGGCGGAAAGAGCUCAUGUGACUUUUGCGAAUGAUCCUCCUAUGAGUAGAACAGAGUAUAACCCUGCAGCUCUACUGCCGGUAACAAAAUCUGUAAUCAUUGAUUCACCAUUUACACUUGCACUGGCUGGAUUACGUGAUAAUGAAGAAGAUAAUAGAACUUGUGAAGCUAUUGAGCCUACUGAAGCAGCAUAUAGAAAUCAGGAAUCAAGAGAUGCACAACUAGAAAAUAGUCAUGAGUUGCCAACUGAUAAACAUUUAUUAUCAAAUUUAGGGAAUAUAAGAAAACAACUAGUUAUAGAACAUCAAAAGUUAAAACAACAAGUUCGAAGAUCCCAAUAAAUUGAUUAACAAUUGCUCAGAAUAGUUUCAUAAACAACUUUGUACUUUGUAUUUUAUAUUAAAAAAGAAAAUUUUUCAUUUUUCAUUCAUCAAAAUAUAUUAACAGUUUUAUAUGAUACAUACUUAUUCUAUUUUUCUUUUUUUAUUAUAUAAACUGAAUACUUUAUAAAUAUAGUUAAACAUGUAACAGUUCUAACAAAACUUGGUCACAAACAAAAUAUUAAAAAAAAAAAAAUCAAUUAUACCAUAUUACC